GCUUGUUUAUAUUUAAAUAUUGCCGAUUAAAAAAUAAGAAAUGGCUAAAGCAAAAAAUAAAAAGAAUCAUAAAUUGGCUGACACUGUGCAUGCUAAGAGGAGAGAAAAGGAGAGCAACAAAAAAAAGUUAAAUCCAUUUGAAGUACACAUAAAUAGAGAAAAACUUAAAGUUUUGGGUAAGAAGUCCAAACAUGAUAAAGGUUUACCAGGUGUAUCACGUGCUAAGGCCAUUAAAAAGAGAAAGGAGACCCUUGGUACUGAAAUGAGAUUGAUGAAUAAGACAAAUACCUUCAUUGAUCGUCGUAUUGGAGAAAAGAAUAAUGAAUUGUCUACUGAAGAUCGUAUGGUUGCCAGGUUUGCUGCUGAAAGGGCAAGGCAGCACAGUAAGAAGAGCAUUUAUAAUUUAGCUGAUGAUGAAAUUUUAACUCAUAGAGGGCAAACACUGGAGCAGAUUGAGAAAUUUGAUGAUCCUAGAUCAUCUGAUGAUGAAAAUGAAGAGAGAGGAAAAUUUGGAGGCCUAGAUGAUGACUUUGUAUCAGAAGGUCAUUUCGGCGGUGGAAUCCUUUCUAAGACAGAUUCAAAAGAUGGUGCUAAAUCUCAUAAAGAUCUCAUCGAACAACUUAUAGCAGAAUCUAAGAAAAGAAAAGCCGAGAAACAAAAGGAGAAAGAACAGACUUUAGACUUGACAGAGAAGUUAGAUAGUGAAUGGAAGGAUUUACAGCCUGUUGUUUUUAAGAAGGCUAGAGUUGAAAAUGAAUCUGUAAUAGAUAAACUCUUGAGUCAAGUGGAGAAAAAGAAUCAGGAUUAUGAUAAAAUGAUGAGGGAAUUGAAGUUUGAAAAAAGGGGCACACCUUCAGAUGGAUUGAAAACUGAUGAGAAACAGGCUAAAGAAGAAGGGGAGAAAAUGGCACAGUGGGAAAGAGAGAGACAAGAAAGGAUGUUGGGAGAUGAUGAGUUAUCUGCACCCAAGGUUCAGAAACCUGCAGGAAAACACAGGUCAGCAGAUGAUCUGGAUGAUAAUUUUGAAUUAGAAGAUAAGAAGGAAUUCAUGUUAGCCUACGACAAAGACGGAAAACCUUUAGUACCUGAAAACAUUCUCAAAGAUUAUUCAGUACCAAAUGCAAAACCUAAAUUUGAUGAUGGAAUAUCUGAUACAUCGUCUGAAGACGACGACGAUGACAACGACGAUGAAGAGGAUGAUGUAAGCUCUGAGGAUGAAGAUGAUAGUGUUGUUCAAAAUUUAACUACUGAAGAAAAUGAUGAUAAACUUAUUAAAAGGGAAUCAAAACUAGAAAAAAAUAUUGUUAAUAACAAUCUAAAAAAGUUACGCAAUCUAAAAAAUAAUGGCAAUGAUUCAGACAAUAAUUUAAAUGAGAAGGAAGAAGAAUCCAAUGAAGAAGAAAAUAGUGUAAUUAAUGACCAAGUACUAGAAAACAAGAUGACAAAGACUGUGAAAAGUAACAAGUUAUUGAUCCAAAAAGAAAGUAACUCUGAAGAUACAUCUGAAAAUGAGAUAUCUGAUGUUGAACAAGAGAUUUCCAAUGAUGCCAAUAGCAAAAAUAAAUGGAAAAAUAGCUCGAAAGAAAUUUCAGAUACAGAGGAAGAAGAUUCUGAUGAAGACAGUGAACAAUCGGACAAAGAAAUAUUUGAUGAUUUAAAAGAUCUACGAGAGUCAGAUGGGGAAAGUGAUGAUGAAGAUACAAAGGAAGAAGUUGAUAGAAAAAUAAGAUCAUUCUUUGAACUUAAAUUAGCUGAAGGGGAUAAUCUGAAGGAAUUGCUCUCAGGAAAAACUCCAGUGCAACAGGCGACUGCACUACAAAAACUUAUAAAGAGUUAUGACCCAAGUUUAGCUGAGAAUAAUAAGGAAUUUCUUAGCAGAUUGUAUGCUCACAUGCUACAAUAUAUUAAUGAUUUGUUUAUUGGGCUAAAUAACGAAGGAGAGGUUAUCAAGUCGUUUCUAAUAUUUGAUAAGCUAGCACCAUUCUUUUACGAUUUAUCAAAAACUAAUAAAGUUUCCACUAAGAAAUUUUUAGUUCAGCUGAUCAAAGAGAAGUAUAUUAUGUUCAAAAAGAAACGUAAAUUAAUGCCCGAUUUAGAUACUUUAAUAUUUUUUAAGUUAGUAUCAUUAUUAUAUCCAACUUCGGAUUAUAGACAUCCUGUAACUACUCCAUCAUUGAUUUUUAUGUCUGAAAUAUUAACUACUUGUACAUUUAAUAAUGCAUAUUCGUUGUCUAGAGGACUUUUUAUUGCGUCCCUAAUUUUAGAAUAUACAGUUCUAUCAAAGAGAUUAGUACCAUCUGUUGUGAAUUUUCUUCGUGGAAUUUUGUAUUUGUGUGCAAAUACCUCUAUUUUAAAUCCUGUGCAAGUUGUCCCGCCAUUUCGUUUGCACACUGACGCAAAAAUUUUGAAUUUGGAAGAUGAUUGUUCUACAAUAAAUGUUGAACAAAAAAUGGCAGCUAAGGACUUGGUGACAGAUAGCAUCGAUAAUAAUUUCAAAAUAAAGUGUUUGCUGCUUAGUUCUACAAUGUUAAAAGAGUUAUUUGAUAAUUUCAAUGAUUUAGAAGCACAGGAAUGUAUUUUUGAACCUCACAUACGGUUAAUGGGUCGUAUCGAUUUGGAGUUGUAUCCUAAGAAAGUAGCCAGUAUUGUGGGCAAAAUAAUACAGUACAUGAAAGAAAGUUUGGAGGUGAAAACAUAUACACCAAUGACCUCAGAGAAAGCUAAACCUAAAUUAUUGAGGUUAUAUGAACCAGAUAUACAGGAAGUGUUUACUGGCAGCAAGAGCUCCAAACUGACCCGGGAAGAGUCCGAGAGAAGACGGUUACAGACUAAGUAUAAAAAAGAGAUGAAAGGCGCUCUCAGGGAGAUUCGACGAGACAAGGCGUACAUAGCUUCAGUAAAGAUCAAACAGAAGAUUCGCAGCGAUAACAUAAGAAAGGAAAAGGUGAAACAGAUAUAUAAGGAUGCGUCAAUACAACAGGGCGAAUUAAACAAAUUGAAGAGAACAAAGUGAUACUAUUAAAAUGUAUGUACUUAUUUCCCUUGUAAAUA
Messenger RNA from Achroia grisella, 3051 nucleotides. Its product is annotated as nucleolar protein 14 homolog. Bases 41 to 3013 code for a protein of 990 amino acids. The transcript has 10 exons. Gene Ontology annotation, biological process: maturation of SSU-rRNA. The record is from RefSeq and is a predicted model, not a curated record. Gene Ontology annotation, cellular component: nucleolus; small-subunit processome; Noc4p-Nop14p complex. Lineage: Eukaryota; Metazoa; Arthropoda; Insecta; Lepidoptera; Pyralidae.